Rattus norvegicus (Norway rat) is the source of this 1637-nucleotide messenger RNA. RefSeq names its product 2-oxoglutarate and iron-dependent oxygenase domain containing 2 (gene Ogfod2). The record is from RefSeq and is marked validated. Gene Ontology annotation, molecular function: 2-oxoglutarate-dependent dioxygenase activity; L-ascorbic acid binding; oxidoreductase activity, acting on paired donors, with incorporation or reduction of molecular oxygen. The coding region runs from base 16 to 1065 and encodes 349 amino acids. Lineage: Eukaryota; Metazoa; Chordata; Mammalia; Rodentia; Muridae. The transcript is spliced from 7 exons.
UGCGGCCGCUUCACCAUGGCGACGGCCGCCCCGCGGCGCUUCUGCCGCUGCGCCUGCUUCUGCUCCCAGAACUUGUAUGUGGCGCGCUACGGGCUGCAUCUUCGCUUCAGGGACGAGCAGCAGCUGCGCCGUGACUACGGCCCGCUCCUGCGCAGCCGUGGCUGUGUCACCCCCAGGGACUUCCAGCAACUCUUGGAGGAGCUUGAGCAGGAGGUCGGGCGUCGCCGAAGGCUGGGACAGGAAUCAGCUGCCAGGAAGGCUGUCAUCGCCAGCUCUUACCACCCGGCAAGGCCUGAGGUCUACAGCUCACUGCAGGAUGCUGCUCUGGCCCCUGAAUUUAAGGCUGCAGCUGAAUAUAGCGGGUCCCCAGGCGCAGAUCUUGAGGGCCUUCUCCAGCGCCUGGAGACAGUGUCGGAGGAGAAGCGCAUUUAUCGGGUGCCAGUGUUCUCUGCCAAGUUCUGCCAGACCCUGCUGGAGGAGCUGGAGCAUUUUGAGCAGUCGGACAUGCCCAAGGGAAGGCCCAACACCAUGAACAACCACGGGGUCCUGAUGCAUGAGUUAGGCCUAGACGACCCACUGGUGACACCGCUUCGGGAACGCUUCCUGCUGCCGCUGAUGGCCUUGCUGUACCCAGACUGCGGUGGGGGCCACCUCGAUAGCCACCGUGCCUUUGUGGUCAAGUAUGCACUGGGCCAGGACCUGGAGCUGGGCUGUCACUACGAUAACGCCGAGCUCACCCUCAAUGUGGCUCUGGGCAAGGACUUCACAGGGGGUGCCCUAUACUUUGGGGGCUUCUUCCAGGCACCUGAAGCCCUGACGGAGACCCUGGAAGUGGAUCACGUGGUAGGCCAUGGUAUCCUGCACCGUGGCGGCCAGCUGCAUGGGGCCCGGCCCCUGAGCACGGGAGAGCGCUGGAACCUUGUCGUGUGGCUCCGAGCAUCUGCCGUUCGGAAUAGCCUCUGUCCCAUGUGCUGCCAGAAGCCAGACCUGGUGGAUGAUGAGGGUUUCGGUGACGGCUUCACCCGUGAGGAGCCUGCCAUGGUGGAUGUAUGUAUGUUGACUUGAGCCUGGUUUUCCCGGAGUUGUCGGCGCUGUGGCAGCAAAAAACUUGCCAUCUUGGGCAGGGAGGGCAGAAAUAAACUCUGUGGCCACACCAUCGCUCAGGUCAGAAGGACACGCAGACUUCUGGGUCAUUCUUUGGACGGAUGAUCUGUAGUAAGGCAGAGCUGCUGAGAGAUAAGCCUUGCUUGAGUUAAAGUACUGAGGGUCCAGGGCAGGGCAGGCCCAGGAAGAGAAGAAGCCAGGAAAAGACAUGGUUUUCAUCUAGGUUUUCAUCUAAUGACGUCUGGCCUCAGCCUCAGCCCUGGGGAGCUCUGAGUGAGGAGGAAGUCAGUGGCUCAGAGAUGGGACUGGAUAGCAAGGGGGCUGGAGGGGGGCGGGGGUGUCUCAGCAGACAUCUACCUCAGAGAGGGUGGCUCCGGGAACUUAAGUUCACUGCUCUGACUAUCAGCAAUGCUGGAGAGUGGAGGAUGGGGGUCCAGACUUUCUAGCUGGCAUGCCCAGCUGUGCACCUCUGGACUAUCUAGGGCCCUGGUUGUUGUGACUGCCCAAGGAGUUGAUGUUUAUAAAGCACUUUA